Lutra lutra (Eurasian river otter) is the source of this 4103-nucleotide messenger RNA. RefSeq names its product SLAIN motif family member 1 (gene SLAIN1). Bases 225 to 2132 code for a protein of 635 amino acids. Lineage: Eukaryota; Metazoa; Chordata; Mammalia; Carnivora; Mustelidae. The record is from RefSeq and is a predicted model, not a curated record. Gene Ontology annotation, cellular component: microtubule plus-end. Gene Ontology annotation, biological process: positive regulation of microtubule polymerization; cytoplasmic microtubule organization; microtubule nucleation. The transcript has 8 exons.
ACUGGAGGGACGCUCUGAGCAUGUGCAGAGCUGUUUGGCGGCGGCUGCCUGGGCCAGAGGCUGGGGCCCGGUGCUGAUGCGAACAGCCGGCUCGGCCUCUGUCCCAGCGUGGUCGACGCCCCGGGCCCGGGUGGCAGGGAAGGAGCCAUAGUCUCUCCGCGGCUGGAGGAGCGGGCGCGGCGGCGCGCACCACCCCGGCGGCCGCGGCGCCUUCGGGGCCCACGAUGAUGGCGGAGCAGGUGAAAUGCGCCUCGGCAGGGGGCGGCUCCGGAGCGGGCCCCGGGCCGGUGGUGAACGCGGAGCUGGAGGUGAAGAAGCUGCAGGAGCUAGUGCGCAAGCUGGAGAAGCAGAACGAGCAGCUGCGGAGCCGGGCGGCCAGCGCGGCCGCCGCCCCGCACCUGCUGCUGCUGCCGCCGCCGCCGCCCGCCGCGCCGCCCCCCGCCGGGGCCUGCAGCCCAUUGGGUCCGCGGAGCCCCCCGGCCGUCGCCGCCGCCGCCUCGGGGGGUCUGGGGCUCGGGCUGGCGUUGGGCGGCGGCGGCGGCAGCGGCAGCGGCAGCUCCAGCCCCGCGUUCUCGGGGACGUACUGCCUGCCCAGCCCGGCGCCCUCCCUGCUCUGCAGCCUGGCGCAGCCCCCCGAGGCGCCCUUCGUCUACUUCAAGCCGGCGGCGGGCUUCUUCGGCGCGGGCGGCGGCGGGCCGGAGCCGGGGGGCGCGGGGACGCCGCCGGGGGGAGCCGCCGCGCCGCCCUCGCCGCCCCCCACGCUGCUGGACGAGGUGGAGCCGCUGGACCUGGAGAGCGUAGCCGCCUGGCGGGACGAGGACGACUACACCUGGUUAUACGUUGGCUCUUCAAAGACAUUCACAUCAUCAGAGAAAUCCCUGAGCCCUUUGCAGUGGUGUAGACACGUCCUAGAUAACCCGACUCCGGAGAUGGAAGCAGCAAGGCGUUCCCUGUGCUUUAGACUGGAGCAAGCGAGCCGAUGGCGGAAUCCCUUCUCUUCAAAGGUCUCACUGGCUUUUCCUUACAGUCCUGUUGCAAGACUCAGCCCUUAUAGCAAUGGCAUUAAUACUCCCAGCUUCUCUAAAACCUCAAAUAAAGCAAUACUAACACCUGAAAGAACAGGUCACAGCUCCAGGGGCUCCCCUCUCAGCCCCCAGUCCUCUAUAGACAGUGAGCUGAGUACUUCGGAAUUGGAAGAUGAUUCUAUCUCCAUGGGAUAUAAGUUACAGGAUCUCACGGACGUUCAGAUCAUGGCUCGUCUCCAAGAAGAAAGUCUCAGGCAAGAUUACGCUUCCACGUCAGCAUCUGUGUCCAGACAUAGCUCUAGUGUGUCACUGAGUUCAGGAAAAAAAGGGACGUGUAGCGAUCAAGAGUAUGACCGCUUCAGCCUGGAGGACGAGGAAGAAUUUGAUCAUUUGCCACCACCGCAGCCUCGUCUUCCAAGAUGUUCACCUUUCCAAAGAGGCAUUCCCCACUCACAGACUUUCUCCAGCAUUCGGGAGUGUAGGAGGAGCCCCAGUUCCCAGUAUUUUCCUUCAAAUAAUUACCAGCAGCAACAGUAUUACUCACCUCAAGCCCAAACUCCAGAUCAGCAACCAAAUCGGACCAGUGGAGACAAGCUCCGGAGAAGUAUGCCUAAUCUAGCUCGGAUGCCAAGUACAACCGCUGUCACCAGCAAUGCCAUCUCUCCAGUCACCGUGAGAAAUAGUCAGAGUUUUGACUCGAGCUUGCAUGGAGCCGGAAACGGGAUUUCGAGAAUACAGUCUUGCAUUCCCUCCCCAGGACAGCUCCAGCACAGAAUCCACAGCGUGGGACAUUUCCCAGUGUCUGUGCGGCAGCCGCUGAAAGCCACGGCCUACGUGAGCCCCACUGUGCAGGGCGGCGGUGGCAGCACGCCUCUGUCCAACGGCCUCCAGCUGUACUCCAACUCCGGCAUCCCCACACCAAACAAAGCUGCCCCAGCCGGGAGCGUGGGCCGCAGCGCCCUGCCCAGACCUUCACUGGCAAUAAACGGGAGCAACCUGCCUCGAAGCAAAAUUGCACAGCCCGUUAGAAGUUUCCUUCAGCCUCCAAAGCCUCUGUCUUCGCUCAGCGCUCUGAGGGACGGGAGCUGGAGAGACGGUUGCUACUGAUGGCGGUUCGACGUGCCCCUGGAGCACGGGAAAGGAGUGGAAAUGAGGGUCGAGUUACCUAGCUGGCUAGGGAACCGUGAACGUCGGGAUAUUCUUUCCCUUCUGCAUUUUAACAUGUUGACUGACUGCAUUGUUUUUCAACGGACCAAGCGCCAGAGACUAAUGAUUGCACUUAAAUAUUUGCCUGAGAGAAUACCGCACCGGUCUGGGAGCCGUGGUCGUGGUAUUGUGACACUUAGAUCUAGGGGGUUUUUGUAGAACUGCUAUGUACCUGAACACUUUUCGAGGGGAUUGAGAUGUAUCAAUAAUACUUUCUUUGUCAUGAGUUUGUUAAAGUAACUUGUUCAGUUUACUUACGUGUUCUAAACAUCUUCCCAUUACAUGUUUGGUGUUUUAAUACAUUGCAUAUUUACAACUAGGUUCUAUAAUUUAUGCUUCGAAGUUUACUUUUUUAUAGUUUACAGGAAUUUUAUUUUUUGUGCCUAUUUCUUUUUACACCUAUGUGAACCACUAUGGAACAACUUAAAUUUUGUGCCAUAAAAAUAUUUUUGUGGUAAGGUACUAUUUUUUUAGCUCUAGGGAUAGAUCAGCAAAAAUCCACCAUACAAUUUGAAAGACCUAAUUUUAUGUUGAAUGAGCACAACCUGAGCUGAAGCAUCGCAAGGAAGUAGCCAGUUAGAGGCUCUUGUCGUUUUCUUUGUUAAUUUAUUGUCAUACAUGGGUUUCCGAUUUAUAAAGGCAUCACGGGCUCAUUGCACUUAAUACCUGCAGUGUUUGCUACUGUGCCACGAUUGAUUUUCACUACUUUAUUACAGAGGAUGAGAAACUGUAAUGUUUUAUUAACAAUGCUUCUGGAAAUGGAUGCAUUUUGAAGCAAAUAAAUCUUUUUGAUAGACCUUUUACAAAAUCCAUUUGCACUAAUGAAUGCUUUCUUAUGGUAUAUGACUUAAUAUUUGUUACUGUGUACACUGCUCUUUUGGAAUGUUCAGAAAUAAAGACUAUUUCAGCAAUAUCAGGUCACGCAUGGCUGUGCAGCAUGAGCAGUAAAAACACCAUCUCUGUGUUUCACAAUCGUUGUGAGAGCAGGUAUUGCUGCUUUGUUCUUAGGCGGACCAUCUAUAGCUGACACGUUUGUGAAAACUGUUUCUCCAGAAUACUCCUGGUAAGAAUGGGAGGUUUUGGUUUUGCAGUGAGGUGUAGGUCCCUUUUAGAAAGGCCAUCAACUCAGGUAGCCUCUUGCCCAGAAAUACUUGCCGAUGAACACCGUCUGUGAUGAACAUUUCGUGGGGGUUCGAUUUGAAGUAUCGUCCCAGUAUCAGCACACUUAUUCUCUGUUAUGUCUGAUGUAUGUUACAGGAAAACUUUUCACCUGAAGGUACUAUGGAAAGGUUAGGCAAAGGUUUUAAUGUUAAAUAUUAAAAUAGAAACUUAUAUGUAAUCCCAUCCAGAACGCUUUAGUUAACUUGCUGAGGAAAUGAAAUCUGAGCUAGAGGAGUUGUGAGAUACUGAAGAGGAAGGAAUAUUUUUUGAGCACCACUUUAGUGAGAACUGUUCUAGAGAUUUCGCAUACAUUUGUCUAUUCCAAACCACCUGCUGCUCUCACCAUUUACAAAAUAAACACACUGAGUCCAAGGUAGCAUGUAAACCUUAUACAGACGUUUUGCUAGUCGUAAAGCUGACUUAGGAAUCCAGGUUUAGCGGAACUCAGAAAUCUGUUUUCCCCACUGCUGUGCUCUCCUCCUAUGAGCACAUGUAGUUAGUACAUUUUUUAAAAAAAUGGGUUUCUAUACUGCUAAGGAAAUUAAAAGACUAAAUAUCAUUUUCAAUUUAAAUCAUUUCUAUCCAAAAAAGUCUGUUCAGCUCUUGGGAUGAUAAAGAGCUCCGUGCUUUGGAUCUCACAUUCUAGUUGGCCGGAGACACAGUAAACGAUCAAGUGAGUGAAGCUCAGUGUAGAUCCCUACUGCUCCGGAA